AGGUACGUUUCGGUGUGGACUGCACCCAAUUGACAGAUGCCUUUGGACUGCAUGACAGGGAGUUUGAUCGAAUUUAUUUUAACUUUCCUCACUGUGGACGCAAAGCUGGAGUAGCUAAGAACAGGGAACUGCUUGCCAAGUUUUUCCAGAGCUGUGCAGAUAUUCUUGCAGAAGAAGGAGAAGUGCAUGUGGCACUGUGUAGAGGACAAGGUGGGACUCCUGCUGAUAAUCCCCAGAGAGAAUGGCACAACAGUUGGCAAGUGGUUGCCAUGGCAGCUCUGGGAGGGCUCAUUUUAAGUGAUGUGCAUCCCUUCAGCUGUGAGGCUGUUCCAGGGUAUCGGUGCACUGGAUAUAGGAGUCAAGAUAAGUCUUUUCAUGUAGAAGGUGCUUUGAACCAUAUCUUCACCCGGAGCUUACCCUUUGAAGUUUCUCAACCCAGAAUCUUCAGGAUCAAACUGGGUGACCAGUGGUUUUCCUUUCCAGAACCAGAAGCACUUGUAGGAAAGUUGAACAGGGGUUUCCUGGAAGCAUGUUCGUAUCAUCCUGUCAAAACCAUAAAUGAGAAACUCAUUGCUGAAUUGGGCAAAGCUUUCCCUCUAAAAAGGCUGAAAUGUUCCUUCCCUUUGCUGCUACAGGAAUGCACCAGUGUUCUCCCUUCCUCGAACUGUGACAUUCUAUCUGCUGCCUUUCGGAUUACUCUUUGUGAAGAUAACUCAAAUUCUGAGUCCCUGACUGGUGGGACAACACAAGAUAUGGAGGACUUCCUAGUGUCAUUUUCAGAACUUAGCCUUCCCAGGAGUCCUGGAAAAGAUGGUAAAGAAGUUAAUGAAGGAAUCUGUGGCCAACCCAAGGUCUGCCUUAGACCUUCUCUCUUAGUUCAUGUUCAGGCUGUCAUCCAAGCACCAGAUUUCCUGCCAGGUUCUCUGCACAUCCUAAGUGGACCUGUCUUUCAGAAGUGCCCCAUCCUGCCUUUCACAAUGCCAGCAUUUCAUGAGACUUUACUUAUCCUUGGGUUUAAUCAAAAUCUGAAGGAUGGCUGUCUUCAGUCACUGAUGGAUUACCUGAAGGGCAUUCUAGAUAGCCUUCUGACCCAGACAUUGCUGGAGGGCUCUAAGCUGAGUUCAGUGGAAUUUGUCCUUCAACCAAAUAGAAAAGAUUAUAUGAUUUGUAUGAAAUCUCAUAAUUUUGGCCCAGAUUGUGCCAAGGAUCUGAUUAUUGGGUCUGUCACCGCUUCUGCUACAAGCAUUAUACAUAAAGACCAGUGUUUUUUGUUUGUGUCUAUAAACUUGGACUUAUUAGCCAUGCUUGUUUCAGGUAUCUCUGACUGGAGAAUAUUGUGGACCUUCGAUAACCGUUUCCUGAAAAAUUUUGUCUCUGGAAAAACAGAACCCUUUAAAAGCUAUUCCUUGUAUCCUCCAUGCUAUGUGCAUGAUAUUAGUUUUUGGUUAGAUGAGAAGAAAGGAUUUGAUGAACUAGAGUUUCAUACCGUGGCCCGAGCAGUGUCCCAGAACACUGUUAUAUCCAUACAAUUCCUUAGUCGUUUUCAUCAUCCAAAGACGAAACAGGUCAGUCUCUGCUAUAGAUUGACCUACCAGACCUGUGACAAGGCCCUCACCCAGCAGCAGGUAGCAUCAAUGCAGUCCCAGUUUAGGAAGGAGAUUCAUCAACGACUACAUGUUACACUUCGGUAGUUUAAUAAAUUCAUUUCUACAGUGUGAUCCAUCAUUGAUGCGGGUGUGGAAAAAAAUGACCAACUUGCAACUGGUAGUCCUGUCUGGACUGGUUUUUUGUUUUUUGGUUUUUUUUUUGUAAAAUCUUUUACUUUGUAAUCAUAGCCACUGUUGGUUGACCUU
Molecule: messenger RNA, 1853 nt
Organism: Galeopterus variegatus (Sunda flying lemur)
Lineage: Eukaryota; Metazoa; Chordata; Mammalia; Dermoptera; Cynocephalidae
Gene: FDXACB1
Product: ferredoxin-fold anticodon binding domain containing 1
Exons: 4
Coding region: 270-1691 (473 amino acids)
Source: RefSeq, a predicted model, not a curated record